GCGUCUUUAGAUGGAAGCGUUUAGCGUCAAGCGUCGAGCGUCAAAAACACGUGCGCAGCACCCUUGCGCAUAAUUCUGAACAGGCAGAUUCCAGCAUCUUGACGCUAAAACCGCUAAAACAAUGUCUAGUAACAAAAUUUUAAUAAAUACGGUAGAGAUGAUUUACUGACUGCUCCAGCGUUUCAACAAAUCACUAGGCACACUGCGCAUGUCACACUUUUUGACGCUUUAACGCUCGACGCUAAAACGCUCCCAUGUAAAGGCACCUUAAGGGUGGAUUUUCACUUGACGCUCGACGCUCAUUUUUUAGCGUCAAAAAACAUCACGUGACUAAAAAUAAAGAUACCAAUUCGUCAUUUUUUGAUCACAUGAUGUCUUUUGACGCUAAAAAUGAGUAUCGAGCGUCAAGUAAAAAUCCACCCUCAGGUCCCUGAUCUCGUGAUCUCGUGAUCGUGAUAUUACUGCUUGAAUUUAUCAAACGACCACGUGUUUCAGUACUUACAAAAUUAAGUAAAAUGGAGGAGUUGUUGAAAAAGUUGGCCGUAGAGUUAUAUGAUGUCCAGGCCCUGAAAUUCGGGGACUUUAAAACAAAAAUUGGCUUAAGAACGCCAAUAUAUUUCGACCUGCGAGUGAUAAUUUCGUAUCCAAAAUUAAUGUCUGCUUUGGCGAAAGCUCUGUGGACUCUUGCAGAUGACGUUACAAAAGUGUCCCAAAUUUGCGGAGUCCCAUAUACGGCACUGCCAUUAGCUACUUUAAUUUCAGUAGAUAACCAGAUUCCGAUGUUAAUGAAGAGAAAAGAGACAAAAUCCUAUGGUACGAAGAAGCUGAUUGAGGGUGUGUUUUCGUCCGGUGAUAACUGUGUAAUCAUUGAGGAUGUCAUCACUAGCGGCAGCAGUAUUCUGGAAACAAUUGAUGCCUUGAAGAAGGAACAUUUGAAUGUAACAGAAGCAUACGUGAUAAUUGAUAGGGAACAAGGUGGUAGAAAGAAUCUCGAGAAUCAUGGAAUCAAAGUCAAAAGUUUAUAUGUAGUCACACAACUCAUGCAAUAUCUCCUUGAGGCUGGAAAGAUUACAUCAAAAGUUGUCAAGGAGGUUGACGAUUAUCUGGCAAUGAAUCAGGCACCGACCAUUUCCAUUCAAGGCACUAUACCAAAUGACAGAUUGAAGCUGCCAUAUUGUAAACGUGCAAAAUUAGCGAAAAAUCCGUUGGCCUCAAAGCUGCUAGAACUAAUGGAGUCUAAGCAAACCAAUCUCUGUCUAGCGGCCGAUUUGAAAAAAACAGACGCGAUUUUAGAGUUAGCAAAUACAGCUGGACCUCACAUUGCUGUAUUGAAGACUCAUGUGGAUAUCAUAGAGGACUUUAAUGAGGGUUUUAUUCUUCAACUAAAAGAUCUAGCAAAACGGCACAAGUUUCUACUGAUGGAGGAUCGCAAGUUUGGCGAUAUUGGCAACACGGUGUCGUUGCAAUACAGAUAUGGCUUAUAUAAAAUCGCCGAAUGGGCCGAUUUGAUCACAGUGCAUCCGAUAUCCGGCGCGUCCGUCAUUGAUGCGCUAAAGAAAGGUAUGAAGAACAUCACGGAACCUCGUGGUAUUUUCCUUAUCGCCGAAAUGUCAUCCAAAGGUACCUUGACUACCGGUGAUUACUUGAAAAGCGCAGUAUCGAUGGCAGAGGAAGCUUCUAACCUAGUAGUCGGCCUUGUGUGUCAAUCUAAUCUCUCUGCACAAUCCGGAUUGCUUCAAUUGACGCCUGGCGUCCAGUUAUCAAAGAGCGAUGACGGAUUAGAUCAACAAUAUAACAAUCCGGAAACGGUUAUCAAUGCGGGUGCCGAUUUGGCUGUUGUCGGUAGAGGUAUCACCGAAGCCUCCAAUUGUUUAAAGGCUGCUUUAGAAUACAAAAGACAGCUCUGGAAUGCAUACGAGAAACGAAUAAACUCACCCGAUAUGUGAUAGUAACGCAAUUCGCAAACUAUUUUUAUAUAAUGUUUUCUUACAGCUGGAUCUGUAGUCUUUGAAAUUAUAACUGUUUUUUAUUUUAAAAUAAUGUUUGACAGAUUUAUUUCCA
Camponotus floridanus (Florida carpenter ant) is the source of this 2061-nucleotide messenger RNA. It is a transcript of the gene r-l, whose product is annotated as uridine 5'-monophosphate synthase. Gene Ontology annotation, biological process: 'de novo' UMP biosynthetic process; 'de novo' pyrimidine nucleobase biosynthetic process. Bases 516 to 1946 code for a protein of 476 amino acids. The record is from RefSeq and is a predicted model, not a curated record. NCBI's taxonomy places the organism in Eukaryota, Metazoa, Arthropoda, Insecta, Hymenoptera, Formicidae. The transcript has 5 exons. Gene Ontology annotation, molecular function: orotate phosphoribosyltransferase activity; orotidine-5'-phosphate decarboxylase activity.